CAAUUCUAUAAAAAUAAAAAAGAGUUCGAAACUCAGUAUCAAAAACACCCCGUGCUGGCUAUUAACUUAUUCGAUCCCUUCUCUCUUCUUCCAUUCUCUCACUUUCUCAGCGCCCAAACAAACCCCAAAUGCAAAACACUUGCAGUUUGAUUUUAAUCUUGUAAAAUUGUCACCAUAAUCUUUCCAGUCUCCUGAAUUGAAGAAGAGCAAAAAAAUGUCAUGGUCAAGCCUCGCUAGAGCGACAAGAAGAGCAACAAAUCGCAAUCUCUUGCUUUCUCAAUUCAAACCUCUACACCAAAAUCACCACCCUUUUCAGCAACCCAUUUACAAUAAAAGUAGAUGUGAAAUUAAGAAGCUUUUUUCUACUUCUUAUAAAGUGGGCGGUGGUUCUGCUGCUAGUAGUAAUACGAGUAGAGAGCAGAAAUCAAAAAAGACGUUAAUUUAUUUGACGGGUUUGGUGGUUGCCAUGGUUGGUAGUAGUUAUGCUGCUGUUCCUCUUUAUAGGAGGUUCUGUCAAGCCACUGGUUAUGGCGGAACUGUUCAACGCCGCGAGAGUGUUGAAGAGAAGAUUGCUCGGCAUGCUAACGAUGGAACUGUUGCCACUAGGGAGAUAGCAGUGCAGUUUAAUGCUGAUGUGGGUGACGGAAUGCCAUGGAAGUUCGCUCCUACACAAAGAGAGGUAAGAGUAAAGCCAGGAGAAAGUGCUCUUGCAUUUUACACUGCUGAAAAUCAAAGCUCCACUCCAAUAACUGGUGUAUCUACAUAUAAUGUUACUCCUAUGAAGGCUGCCGUGUACUUCAAUAAAAUACAAUGUUUUUGCUUUGAGGAGCAGCGUCUUCUUCCUGGGGAGCAGAUUGACAUGCCUGUCUUCUUUUAUAUUGAUCCAGAAUUUGAAACGGAUCCUAGAAUGGAUGGAAUCAACAACAUAAUUUUAUCGUAUACAUUCUUUAAAGUUUCAGAGGAGUAACCUUGCCGAUGCUUUUGCAUGCCAUCACCAAGACAUCCUCGCAGUUAAAAACUUGGGGGGGCUUAGCCGGCGUAUCCAGUGAGUGUUACUGCAUACCUGCUCUGAACUUCCAGCGGGGGUAUGGCGGUAAAGCUUAUAGGCUUGUUUACGAGAUUUAUUCAAAUGUACGGUUCUUUCUAGUGGAACAACCUGAGAUUUACUCCACAGAAAUAAAUUCAGAAGUUGGUUUACUAU
Populus euphratica (Euphrates poplar) is the source of this 1201-nucleotide messenger RNA. RefSeq names its product cytochrome c oxidase assembly protein CtaG / Cox11 family. The coding region runs from base 215 to 967 and encodes 250 amino acids. Gene Ontology annotation, molecular function: copper ion binding. NCBI's taxonomy places the organism in Eukaryota, Viridiplantae, Streptophyta, Magnoliopsida, Malpighiales, Salicaceae. The record is from RefSeq and is a predicted model, not a curated record. Gene Ontology annotation, cellular component: mitochondrial inner membrane. The transcript has 7 exons.